Messenger RNA from Priceomyces carsonii, 1494 nucleotides. RefSeq lists its product as uncharacterized. Gene Ontology annotation, molecular function: 2-oxoglutarate-dependent dioxygenase activity. NCBI's taxonomy places the organism in Eukaryota, Fungi, Ascomycota, Pichiomycetes, Serinales, Debaryomycetaceae. The transcript has a single exon. The record is from RefSeq and is a predicted model, not a curated record. Bases 1 to 1494 code for a protein of 497 amino acids.
AUGGGAGAUCAAACAGAUAAAAGAAAUAAAAGACAGAAAACGUCUUCGUACAGUGGCUAUCGUGUUGGAGAAAGUGAUGAAGUUGAGGAGGUGAAUUCGAGUAUUAAAUCCAAGAAAUUUUUCGAAAGCUUUGUAUUGCGAAGAAAGCCAGUUAAGAUUAAGCCAGAUGGGUCUGGCUUUAUUGACCUUAAAAAUCUUAGCAUUGAUAACAUUGAAAAGUAUUUGGACUAUCAAUAUUAUCUUCAAGUUGAAAAAAAAUUCGAACACGGAUUUGGAUCGGGCUUAUCAAGAGAAAAAAUGACAUUAAAAAAUCUAAUGGAAAGGCUCCGCCAAGGUGAUGACAGCUUUUACUUGACUACACAAUACAAUGAAAACGAAAAUGAAGAAAUAUCUGAUGAUGAAAACGACAAUGAAAAUGGUGCGUAUGGGGAUAAAGCUGUCGAGGGAGUCAAUAAAAACAAUUUUGAAAAUUUUAGUGACACUUCAUCUAUGGGCUCAAUUGAUUUCGAUGAUUUGCGAGACGACUAUGAAGAUGAGGAGGAGGAUGGGAAUGAAGAUAUUGUGGAUCCUAUUCUUAGCAAAGAAUGCGACCUAACUGAGUUCGAAGCAAAGAAUCGUAUAAGAGAGCUUUUGCAGCCUCCAUUGACAAAUGCAUUCAACAAAGUAACCGUUAAACCGCCAUUAUUAAAGAAUCUCGUGCCACAGCAAAUCAACUUGUGGAUGGGGUAUUCUAAGAAAGGCUCUACUCCACAAUUAAAUAGCUCGGAUAUCGAUUUAUGUAGGAUGGUACCAGGUGAUGGAACUUCAUCAGGAUUACAUCAUGAUCAUGCAGACAAUCUUUAUAUUCUUGUGUCUGGUGUGAAAAGAUUCACUUUAUAUUCGCCCUCAGAUGCAGAGAAGCUCUUCACUGUUGGAAACAUCUCGAAGGUAUUUUCUAAUGGGACAAUAGACUAUGAAGAUGACAACCUGUCAGGUUGGAGGCAUAUACGUGAAGAUGGCGCUAUAUUAUCCGAAGUUGCUAAGUGGAAACUCAAGAAUGACAACCUGUUAUCUAAUGACACAAGAAAAGCUUUGCAAGAGGUUAUUUCUGACGAAGAAGAUCUUAAGCAUGGUGAUAAUAGAGAACCCCCAAGCUUCUCUAAAAUUCCACCUGCCUUACUUCAUAUCGAGGAUUUUGAAGAUGCAGCCUUAAGAGACAAGCUUACGAAAUUUUCGAUGAAGAAUUUCCCUGGUCUUUUAGAACUAAACAAGCUCACAGUAUGGUUACACCCAGGAGAUAUGCUUUAUUUGCCUGCUGGUUGGUUUCACGAAGUCUCAAGCUACGGCUCCCAUAUAGAUGACCUGUCCAUCCACGUGGCUCUAAAUUACUGGUUUUCACCCCCAGACUCGGAUUCAUAUGAAGCACCUUAUAGAGAUUCUUAUUGGAACGAAGAUUGGAAGAAGACUGAAGAAAGUGUCAGGCUCGCUCGCGAAGGAAUUAUAGAUGCGGACUAA